Ricinus communis (castor bean) is the source of this 2006-nucleotide messenger RNA. Its product is annotated as lysosomal Pro-X carboxypeptidase. Gene Ontology annotation, biological process: proteolysis. The record is from RefSeq and is a predicted model, not a curated record. Gene Ontology annotation, molecular function: serine-type exopeptidase activity; dipeptidyl-peptidase activity. The coding region runs from base 318 to 1823 and encodes 501 amino acids. Lineage: Eukaryota; Viridiplantae; Streptophyta; Magnoliopsida; Malpighiales; Euphorbiaceae. The transcript is spliced from 10 exons.
GGAAGAAGCCAAUUUCUAUAAUUUGUCCCAUCCAUCACCUGCUGUUACCAUCUGCAGCAUGGCAGCUGGUUGAUUAGUAUUAUACUAUUGCUACACACAAUUAUACAAGGCCAAAAACUUCACUUCCUCGCCAAUAAACUGUCAACUGGACCUUUAUCAGUUCAUUUUUUUACUCUUUUUACUUCUUCCUGCUUAACAUUAACCAAAAGUGAAUGAGAAAAUAUCAGGAUAAUAAAGAAAGCUAGAUACAAUAAUCUCCAAUCCUUUCUUCUUCUAACAAGAACCAGCAUUCAUCUGCUCUCCAGAGAGAAGAAAGAAUGGCUCCUUGUGCAUCUCUUUUGGUACUAGUCUUUCUUGUUCUUGGAACAAUGCCAAAUGCCAAAUCAAUGUCUGCAUUGAUUCCAAGAGCUGCAAAUUACCAAACUUUAACCAAACAACCAAAGGUUACGAAGCCAAAGAUCCCUUACAAGACUCGCUACUUUCCUCAACUUUUGGACCAUUUUACAUUCCAGCCAAAUGGCUAUAAAAUUUUCUACCAGAAGUACCUUAUCAGUAGCCAAUAUUGGCAUAAGGAAGCUCCUAUCUUUGUCUACACUGGGAACGAAGGCGACAUUGAGUGGUUUGCUGCUAACACUGGUUUCUUGCUGGAUAUUGCUCCAAAGUUCCGGGCUCUCCUUGUUUUCAUUGAACAUAGAUUUUAUGGGGAGUCAAUGCCAUUUGGAAAGGACUCGUACAAGUCAGCAGAGACAUUGGGGUACUUGAAUUCACAGCAAGCAUUGGCUGAUUUUGCAGUUCUGAUAAGGAGCUUGAAGCAGAAUCUUUCCUCUGAGGCAUCUCCAGUGGUAGUCUUUGGCGGCUCUUAUGGAGGAAUGUUGGCAACCUGGUUCAGACUGAAGUACCCUCAUAUAGCCAUUGGGGCAUUAGCAUCUUCAGCCCCCAUUUUGCAGUUUGAUGACAUUACUCCAUGGUCAAGCUUCUAUGAUGCUGUGUCCCAAGAUUUUAGGGAAGCAAGCUUGAAUUGCUAUGAAGUGAUAAAAGGGAGCUGGGCAGAGCUGGAGACGCUAUCAUCACAGAAAGAAGGAUUAAUUGAACUAAGCAGGACUUUCAGAACUUGCAAAGAUCUUCAUUCACUGGAUUCAGUCUGGGACUGGCUAUGGUCUGCUUAUGUUUACUCGGCCAUGGUGAAUUAUCCUACUGAAGCAAAUUUUAUGAAGCCACUACCUGCCUACCCUGUGAAGGAGAUGUGCAAGAUUAUAGAUGGAUUUCCAGCUGGGGCAUCCAAGGUUAGCAGGGUUUUUGCAGCUGCAAGCUUAUACUACAACUACUCUCGUGGAGAAAAAUGCUUUCAGCUAGAAAAUGUACCUGAUGCUCACGGUCUUCAUGGUUGGAAUUGGCAGGCAUGUACUGAGAUGGUCAUGCCAAUGACUUGCUCUAAAGAGAGCAUGUUUCCACCAUCUGGUUAUGACUACAAAGAGUUUGCAGAAGAAUGCAAGAAAAAAUUUGGUGUCAUGCCCCGACAGCAUUGGAUCACUACUGAAUUUGGUGGCAAAAGAAUUGAUAAAGUGUUGAAGAGAUUUGGCAGUAACAUCAUAUUUUCUAAUGGUAUGCAAGAUCCCUGGAGCAGAGGAGGUGUCCUGAAAAAUAUAUCUUCCAGCAUCAUUGCCAUUGUCACAAAGAAGGGAGCUCAUCAUGUUGAUUUUCGAUCUGCAACGAAAGAUGACCCGAACUGGCUUAAGGAGAUGAGGAAGCAGGAAAUACAAAUCAUUGGGAGAUGGAUAGAUGAGUACUAUGCAGAUUUAAAACUAAGGGUUGAUAUUGCAUGAAAUUAUAACAAGUUGUUCAAUGAUUUCUUGGAAAAGAAAUCUAUCUAACAAUUAUAUUUGUGAUCUAAUAAUAUCAUAUUGGAACAUUUUAUGAAUUCAUUGAAUGACUAGAAACUAGAAACUAGUCUGCAGAUAAUUUCAUAAUGAGACAGUCAAUUAAUUGCAGGAGAUGUUUUUCUGUCA